CUUCCCUCAAAAUUCUCCAAAAUGGAGCCUCUCACAACUUAUCCUUUAAAAUAUUCAGUGCCCAAAGCCAGGGUGUUUGCUGUUUUCCUGUCGAUGGUUUUGUGUACAGUAAUGCUCUGUCUGUUGCAGCUCAAAUUCUUAAAACCUAAAAUCAAAGAUUUUUAUUCUUUUGAAGUGAAGGAUUCCAGAGGGAGGACCGUUUCUCUGGAGAAGUACAGAGGCAAAGCGACUUUGGUUGUAAACGUGGCCAGUUACUGCCAGCACACAGACAAAAAUUACAUCGCGCUGCAGGAAUUACACAGAGAGUUUGGUCCGUCCCACUUCACUGUGCUGGCCUUCCCGUGCAAUCAGUUUGGAGAAUUGGAGCCUAGCUCAAGCCAGGAAAUAGAAUCUUUUGCCAAGGGAAACUAUGGAGCAACUUUCCCUAUUUUCCACAAAAUUAAGAUUCUGGGAUCUGAAACAGAACCUGCAUUUAAAUUUCUGAUAGAUUCUUCAAAGAAAGAGCCUAGGUGGAAUUUCUGGAAGUAUCUCAUCAACCCAGAAGGUAAACUUGUGAAAUUUUGGACACCUGAAGAGCCAAUAGAAAACAUCAGGCCAGAAGUAGCAUCCCUGAUCAGGCAGAUCAUCAUGAAAAAGAAAGAAGAUCUCUGAAAAGGCCAUUCAGUCUGUGAAUCCAUUUUACCACAUGUAUAGACAAUCUUAAUACAUUCCUGUUAAAUGAUGCUAGAAGCUAGACCAUCAAGUGUUUUAAUUUCUCUUUGGUUUUAAUGGCAGUACUGAGAAUAAUUAUAAAUUAUUUAAGCAGUAAUAUAGGGCCCAAUCCUGCAACAUGCUGAGCGCCAAUAAAGUCAAUGAGAGUUGCAAGGCACUCAGCACUUUGCAGGAUCAGACCCUUAGUUUGGCAUAAAGUUGCUAAUGUUCCCUGUAAGUUCACACUGCUGCCAAUGGUUAAUAAUGUCACCAACAUGAAAAUGCUUAAAAAAGAAGACAGAGGAUUUGUAUGAAUAUGAAGUUGACUAAUUUAUCAAGCUAAGAGCUUUGUUUCCCAGCUACUUGUAACAAGUGUUAGGGUUUUUUUUAUAUUUGAUUGCCAAACAUGAAACUUCUGUGACUGAAUUACUUUAGGGCCAUUGUAUCAAUCCAGAAGCAUCACACCACAGUAGUUAAAACUGAAUGCCACUGAAAAUACCAGCUUUGCUACAUUAACAGAGGAAGGUUGAUGAAUUGUGAAAAUUACAAACUAAGUUUAAAAAAAAUUGUAAAUAGAUAGUUCUAUGAAGAUUGUUUAUUAAAAAAGAGAAGAAUUACAAAAUGGUUCCUACCCUACAAUGUGUGUAUUUUGAUAUAUUUCACACAAUGUUCUGUGACACUGUGCAGUCAUACACACUGAGAGCAUUCGGGAGAAUCUAACACUAAAGCAAUUAUAAGAUCAGCCCCUAUUUUAUUUGGAGCUAGGCAAACUUAGCUUACUAAACUUUGUGACUCAAGCAGCAGACAAGCUGGGAUUCAUCAGGCAUUGGUGGCUGGAUUUUACAGUCUGAGACAAAGGAUAAAUUACUAGAAUAAUUCUAAGAGCAGAUAUGCCAUAGUAAAUAUCACGUCUGAAAGAGCUGAAGUGUAAUGAUGAAUAAAGAUGGCUGGUUAUGUGUGG
Molecule: messenger RNA, 1651 nt
Organism: Mauremys mutica (yellowpond turtle)
Lineage: Eukaryota; Metazoa; Chordata; Testudines; Geoemydidae
Gene: GPX8
Product: glutathione peroxidase 8 (putative)
Exons: 3
Coding region: 22-651 (209 amino acids)
Biological process (GO): response to oxidative stress
Molecular function (GO): glutathione peroxidase activity
Source: RefSeq, a predicted model, not a curated record